UCUAAUAUUAUGUUUUGUAAACAAGCAAUCGCAACGGUCAUUUUGACUACUUUGUUAAUACGAUUUGUUGGUUGAAUUUGUUGUUAGUUUAUGUGUUACACUAGUGUUUGUUAAAAAUGUCGCAUAAAAAAGACCGAAUGAAAACAUCAAAAUUAAGUUCAACAGUAUUAGAUUACUAUUAUAAAUAUGGACAAAAUCGUGAUCUGGAAAAAUAUUUACGCAUGAGACGAAGCACUAGUAAAUCGUCCAGUGACAGUAGCAGUUUGAAAAACUACGAAAGUGGUAGUUAUUCAUAUGAUAGCAAAAGAAAUGCAAAAUCAUUGGAAAAAUUAAAUUCAAGCGAUUGCAAAUCGAAAUCAAAAGAUGAUUCAGCAAGACGUGCUACAAAAUCACAAGAAAAUGUGUGUGAAUCAGGCGAUGGUUUACAUGACAGAGGAAAAUCAACUGAUACAAGUCAAAUAAAAAUCGAAAAGAAAACGCAGCAACGAUUUAAAGGAAAAUCAAAGAGUAAAUCGUAUAAUUUGAAUUUGGAAUCGAGCAUUGAAAUUAAUUUACCGUCAUCUACAUCAUUGCCCACACUUCCAAUUACGCAAAUUAUUGAUUCAGUACCAGAACCAGCUAGAAUCUUACAAUUGGAAUCGACAGAAACGCAAACAGAUGUAAUUGCAACAAAAUCAAUAACAAAACCAUCGAUUUUAGUUGAAGAAACACCACCAGCUGCAUCAAAGUUAGCCACACAAUCGGGUUCCGAACGAAACAAACAAACUACUCAUGAUAGCAUUCAAGAAACAUCACCAGCGAGUAGUGUUGCAUCUGCCAAAGUACGUUUGGAAUGGGAUUCGAUGGCGGACAUUGGUUAUAAUCGAAUCAUCGAUUUUAAAUCACAAAGCAAUAGCAAUUUAACAACAUUUGAACGUAGUGCACUAACCAAAUUCUUUGCUAAACGCGGAUUGAAUUUUGAUGAUAAUUUACUCAUACUUGCACCUCCCGAAUGCAAGUCCAAAAGUCCACUUCAAAAACGAGAAUUCACACAAUCGGCUAUUGAAAUGCGUGAUGCACAAAAAAUACGAAAGGAUACACCAAAUUUAUCACCGGCAACAAGCAAACGAUUGUGGGAAUCAGCGCUGGAGAAAUAUAGGGAAAAGUAUCGUCACUCAAAAGUAGAUACAGCAAAUGCGGUUGACACAACACAGUUCAUGUCAUUUUCAGCGGCUCCACAUCAUAGCACACCAUUACCGGUUGACACUGAUAACAGUAGCCAAUAUAAUAAUGAAUCCAUUAGUCGAAACAAACCAAAAUCAACCGAACUUAUUCCAAUCGAAAAACCGAAAACGGAGCAAAUUGAAAAAUGGUCACAAACAUCAUCGAUUCAUGUUGAAGCAAUUGGAAUUCAAGUUGAACAACCACAAAUUGCAUAUGCAUCGAAAUCAGUUCAAAUUGAAAUUGAACAAGUACAUGAAUCCACACAAAAAGACGACGAAGACUUAACAACAGCAACAAGUUUUGAAUUUGUAGCUCCAAAUGCAUACAAAAAUCAACAAAUAGCACCGCUGCUAGACGAAUCAACGGCCAGUGAAAUUCCCAGUCGCAUUGAGAUAAAAAAUGAUAGUAUUUAUAUUCAAGAAGAAAAUCCAGACGAUAAAGAAAACAUACCGCCAAUCGAUGAUAAAGAAAAUAUUCCGCCGCCUCCACUGCAUGCAAUGCAUCGAAACGAUCCAAAACCCAGUGUUUAUAAAACACCUGAGAAUGCAGUUGAAAAACGAAACGAAUCAUGUGUGCUACCAAACGAUUUACAAAAAGGUGUCGAUUUGAUUAAUGCACUAAUUGAUUCUCGUACAACUGAUGGCGUAACAAAGAAAAAGCUUAUACGAAAAAUCGUACGGCAUUUGCUUAAAUCGAGAGACACCAAAGACAUAACACAAAUGAUUAUGUCUUAUUCGGAUAAAUCGAGUACAAAAAUCUCCGGUGUUAGCUCAAUGGAAGACAGCGAACAAUCCGAAAUUGAAAGAGCUGUAAAAGAUACCAUUUCUGGCAUUUCUGCUCUGAGUUCGUCAUCAAGUUUAGAUUCCGUUCAAUCAAAUCAAUUGCCAGUGAAUAACGAAAAAAUUGAAGGUGGAAGUGAAAAAAGGGCGGAAGAUGUGAAAAGAAAAGAAAUGGAGAACAAAAAUGAAGAGAGAAAAGAAGAAGAUUUAAUUCAUUCGGAGGUAAAAAAAGGUUCGAACGACGAGAAAGAAGUUAAAGACUGGUUACUACCCAUUACACAGUCUGAAAUUGAAAAAGAAAUCGCACGAAAAACGCAAAUAAUCGAAUCCAUUGAAUCAAAAGACAUUCCAAGCGUUCAACGUGUCACAGAGCCAAUGAAAAUCGUUGAAAAACCAACGAAAAAUAAUGAAAUUUUUGAAUUUUUGGAGCAUGAGAAAAAGACGCAUUUCAAUUGGAUCGAUCAAGAGAUCGAACAUCUGAAAAACUUAAAAGUACUUUUACAGAAUCUUAACACGAACGACAGUGAUGAGAGCAAAGGAAAUGUUUCAGAUGAAAAGAUCAAUUCGGUUUAUGCCAAACAUAACCGCGAAUAUUUGACCAUCUAUGAGAAUUUUCGACGUAAUGCCAAACAUUCGAGUGUUAAUGGAUCACAAGCCGAUGUGUCCAGCACAUUAAUAGAUUCAUCCAAAUCAACGGAGGAUAGUUCACAUUUUAUAAAUCAUGGAAAGAUGGGAAGCAAAAGCCAUUGGAUACAUAAGACCACCCUCGAAUCGCCACCAUCAACAAUUUCAUCGGGUUCAAAGGAACAGCGCCCGAGCAGAGAAUCGGCAAAACUACCAGUCAAAUUGAAAGAACCGCACAAAAAUCCCGAGUGGGAUUCACAUUUAAAUAUGCAGUUGGCGAAAAAUCGAACAAAAUUGAAGACACCAAAUUCGGAUGAAGAAAGCAUUGAACAAGGUAUUGAAGCAUAUGCAAAGGCAUGUCGCGCAAAAUUUGAUCGAAAAUAUGCACAAACACAGGUGGAACGCACCAAGAAACUUAUGAGCAAUAAGAAUACGCAAGAUCAACCGAUAUACACUAAGCCGUACAGCUCUGAUUCAUACUCUGACAUUCAGAAUAUUCAGCGAAUGAACAAAAAUCGUAUGAAAGCGAAGCAAAACGAUGCAUACACAUCAGUGUCUGGAAGCGAUGGAUUCUUAUCGCCAAAUUCAAUUUCAAUUGGUGUCGCCGCCAAUUCGACAUCAAACACCACCACUCAUCAAUAUGAUUCAAAAAUUUCGAUUGGCCUACAAACGACCAACACUUUGAAACGAAUGCCAAUCAUUCAACUGAAGAAAGCCGUCGACGAACCUACAGAAAAUGAACCCGAGUCUCAAGAACAACCAACGGUUCGUGUGAAAAAAUUAAUGAUGAACAAGCAACUUCAAGUGCGACCAGAAGCGUUGGCCUAUGUUAUUAUAUUUCAAGAAAAUCAAAACGAUGAUCACAAUGCAAAUACGAAAGCAACGAAUGGGAAAGAAUGUGGCAACCAAUUGUAUGCAAACACAAAUAAAAUGCAGUCGACAAACCGUAAUUCAGAUAGCAGCGAUUUGAAAACUGCUACAAAUAACCAACGAUCAGUGGGCCAAGAACAAACGACCCGGUUCAGGGGGCAAAACAGUAGCAACGAUUCAUCCAUCGUUUCAGCUGAUGAUAAUUUAACGUUACAAGAAUACUUGCAGACCCGACGACCAGACUUUUAUGCAAAUGCGGAACAACGUCGAAAAUGCUUGAACGAUUUGCAUAAUUUGAGACAACAACGGAACGAGCAACGAAAAAAAUUAUUUGCUACAAACAUUUGUACCAACGCCAAAACUCUGAAUAGGAAUAUGAAACGACUACUACCGCCACCACCGUUAGCUCAAAUGCGAAUUUUCAAAUCGAGAGAUAUCAUAAGCCAAACUCGACGGAAAUAUAAAAAAUUACCUGAAAUCCUUAAGCGCCAACAAAUGGAACGAGAAACGAAAAUUCGACGAAAUCAUCGAAUACUCGUCAACAUGUUCAGCAAGAAUCUCCAAAAGCACGUACUGAGAGGAAAAACCGAUCUAUCGAACAGUAUGAUGAUCAACUAACAUUUGCAUAUUAUGUUAAUAAUAUCAUGUUUUGUUUUGUUUUGUGCUUAUUAUUAUUGUUACUUCACUCUCAUUUUAAAUAAAGACUAUUUUCAAAUGGAA
This is a messenger RNA of Contarinia nasturtii (swede midge), 4196 nucleotides long. RefSeq lists its product as uncharacterized. Lineage: Eukaryota; Metazoa; Arthropoda; Insecta; Diptera; Cecidomyiidae. The coding region runs from base 117 to 4094 and encodes 1325 amino acids. The record is from RefSeq and is a predicted model, not a curated record. The transcript is spliced from 7 exons.